Colletotrichum scovillei is the source of this 2266-nucleotide messenger RNA. Its product is annotated as phosphatidylinositol-glycan biosynthesis class S protein. The transcript is spliced from 2 exons. Gene Ontology annotation, biological process: attachment of GPI anchor to protein. Bases 281 to 1927 code for a protein of 548 amino acids. Gene Ontology annotation, cellular component: GPI-anchor transamidase complex. Lineage: Eukaryota; Fungi; Ascomycota; Sordariomycetes; Glomerellales; Glomerellaceae. The record is from RefSeq and is a predicted model, not a curated record.
CUCCGGUUGCAUAAUCCACGUGACCGCGCGCAGCAAUUAAGGUUAAGGUUAACGUGGCUGCGUGGCUACUUGGUCCUUAUCUUAUCGGGAGCUCCCCUCAAGCGCGACGUUGCUGAGUCAAGCAUCUCUGGCCUGUCUGAGGUAGGUAUACGAAUACCCCUUGCUGGAAUUCCACCUCUCAUGAUCGUUGUGGCUUGCUUGCUGCAGCUUACAUCGCUCAACUUCACGACCGCUGCGUAGCUUCUACCGAACAUUGCCGCGCACGGCAAAGGCUCAUCAAAUGCCUGUCGACGACGAAGCGGGCAGCCCGGCAGCCAGCGGUGCAAGCUUCACCCCCGAUCAAUCCACCACCUCUGCCCCUCCGCCGCAGACCGAGUCCCGCAAGGCUCCGCCCCCCGAGAAGCCAUCCGAUGCGCGCCGGCGAUCGUUCGUCAUAUCCGCCUUCUGGGCCAUUGUGCUUCUCUUCGGUCUCCCAAUAUGGUGGAUGACAACGAGCAUCUACCGCGCCAACCUGCCUCUGAGCAGCAUGGUCCAGUGGGCUGAUGGAAAGGCUUGCCGUCCCGUGUUUCCUCUUCGUAUAUCAGUACAAGCGAACAAGUUGCAGGAACAGGAAGCGCAGAACCUCCUUCGUCUCACUCAACAUGCCCUCGACGAUCUCAACGACUUCUCGGGUCAUCAUCUCCGUCUGCAGCUUGCGCCUCGUGGUGGCGACGACGUCGUUCCUGAGGAUGACUCCCAGGUCGCCCUGACAAUUCGCCUUAGCCCUGGGGACUCCACGACAGUCUCGUUGAACCCUCACUCUCCGAUUCUCGACAUCACAUAUCCCCCGAAUUCGAUUCCGUCAGCGACUUCGUCCUCUUCUGCUCUAGCUUCGUACAUUGCGAAAGAAUUGCGAACUACGUACGCCGAAGAACAAGCUAUUAUAUCAUACCUUCUUUCAGCAGCCUCGGGAGCUUCUGAUGCGAGACCUCAGGGGAUGUCGCCAGAGGCAGCCGAGUCACUGGCGAAGCGGACCACCCGUUCUUUGCGAUAUUCACCGACGUACCACUUGAGCUUCUCGCUCUUUACCAGCGGCUCUGCCCCCAAUACCUGGGACAUCGAAGCAGCUAUCCAAACAUACAUGAAGCCUAUGCUUGAUGUGCUGAGCCCCAUUCACAACUUCACGAUAGAUACCCAGGUGCAGCUGUAUGCAACACCAGGGGCGCAGUCCCAGGUUUUGAACAAAGACGACCUUGCCUCCUUCAUCAACGCGGCCGAAUGGCCCCUUUCGCCGUCCAUCGGUGGUGCGCCGACGGUAAACUUCCUUCUCUUCGUCGGAAAUCAAACGAUUGGAUUGGAUUCGGGGUCCGAAACAUCGCAGUCCUGGCUCAUCCCGCAAUGGGGAACUGUUUAUCUUCUGUCGCUGCCUCCGACGACGUCACAUGUGCCGGCUGCUACACUCAAGCAGCCCAUGCUUACCUUUGCUGGGCACUUGUUGUCACUCCUUGGCACUCCUCAGUCAGGCUCUCUUCCUUUGCGGCUCUCGACUCUCACGCGCAUCCGAUCCGCAGACCUGUUGCUGCGUGCAUCGUCUACCCUGGGGUCCCUGGCGAGACUGUCACUUGCACUGCCGUCUAUAUCCAUUCCUCGCAACGUUGCGGACGGUGUUACCAAAACCAUGCAUCAUUUGGAGCUCGCGUGCGCUAGCCUAGGCGGGCCCGAAGGGUUGGAGCAUGCUCGGAUCGCUGAGGCCGAGGCUGAGCGAGCGUUUUUCGAGAAGAGUAUGGUCGGACAACUAUAUUUCCCCGACGAACAUAAAAUUGCCGUCUAUCUGCCGCUUUUGGGGCCGGUGGGAGUGCCCCUCGUGAUGGGCCUGUUGAAUGAAAUCAAGGCAUGGAGAAAGCGGAGACGAGAGAGAGCCGAGGCAGAAGCUAGAAAGAAGCUUUAGAACGUGAUGAGUUGACAUGACACAGCGAGUGCAUAUUGGCCUACACAAACAAAGUUACCAAAGUUUUCGCAUCCCAUCAAAUCGUGCCUGGCUCUCAAAUCUAAAUGUCUCGGGCGGUGGCAGUAAUAUCACGUCGGCUGAUAAGGUGUGAAGUUUGGAGCAAUAUAUCCAAUCCCCAUAUCAGGUUGGCGAUGACCUUGAGUUUUGUAACCAGACGUGCUUGAUUGUGGCGGAGGAAAGUCAAUUGGCAAAUAAGCAGCCUAUCUCCAUUCAUAUCGAAUGCAUUAAAGACCUGGACGAUGUGAACCUCGGUGGAUAGGUAGUCUCCGUGUUGUCUUG